GCGGGGAAUGCCGCUUCGUGCUGGAGAGCGUUGGCAGAUUCGCUCUGGAGUCGUGCGUUUCGGAUGAGGACGGCAACAGCGCAUGCUUCAGAACCUUCCUGGGAAAGAACCAGACCGAUUGGGAGGAGAGCCCGUGGGAUGACUUCAUUCAAGCGAAAUUGAAGCGCGUGGGCAAAGGGGAUGUCGAAGUGGGAGACGUCGUGGAGUACGAGAUGGAGAACAUUUACAAGAAUGCUCGUGCUCUCGUGCUGUGGGGCAGCGGCCUGGGCGUGCAGAGGAAGGUCGUCGAGCUGCCCGACGACCAGCUCGCCAACUUCAACAUCACGAUCGAGGACACCUGCGCCGCCGGCUGCUCCCUCCUCGUUCACGUCAACGUCCCCAGGCAGGCGGAAGGGGAGGCCAACGCCCUUGGCGUCCCGACGACGCCCUUCUUCGACCCCGCCAUGCCGCAGACCAUGACCCUCCGGGAGGACAUCGACGUUCGCCAGGACCGCAGCGUGUCCAUCCAGUUGGAGUUUCCCGACCUGGAGGCGCCGGACGGCGGCCCACCCGUCAUGGAGCCCCAGGGCGUCACACCUAUCGCCCUCUCCGUGCCCCCUUGCGAGGAGGGCGGUGGCGGGGACGCGGCCUGCGCCGACCUGGCUGACGACGAAGAAGUCCAAUAUACGGUGGCGGUGGUCGACAAGGCUGUCCUGGAGCUCGUGCCUUACGAGCUCAAGGACAUGGCUCUGGACUUUGCAUUCGAUCUGGCGCUGCGCUUCGAGGUGACGUCGUCUUCAGCAUAUCUGCACGCCCCCGGUGCAAUAGCGUCCGUCAUCGAAAGGUUUGUGAAGGAGCAGGAGGCAGACCCUUGGGCGCUGAUCGAAAGCGAGCUCCACUUGCCUGGAUACAAGCCAUUCCCGAGCGACGACCGGGGAGCGGUCGCCCUCAUCGGCAAAUCCCAGGGGGGCGGCGCUAGCGCUAGUGCUAGUUCCAGCGCUGGGGCAUCUGACGACGCCGACACAUUCGCGGCAUCGUCGGCAGUGGUGUUCAGCCCCGUCGAAGAACCAGAAGAAUCGCCAUUGGCCGACGAAGCCUUUGAUCCGCCCACGGAGGAAACCGCGGAGACGGGCGCGACGGUUCGCAACCAGGGGGACUUCGCGUCCACUCCCCUCUUCGUCACGGUCGGCUCCGCAAAGGGGGGAUCCUCCACCGUGGACUUCACCGCCCCCGACAACCUGGGCACCUUCGUCGUCAGGGCGUACGCCGGCACAGACAAGGCCCGCUUCGGGAGCGCGGAGUCGGAGAUCAUCGUGCGCAGAGCGCUGUCCAUGACCCCCUCCGCGCCGCGCAUCGUCCGCGUGGGUGACGUCUUCGACGCCGGCGUCAUCAUCACCCUCUCUGGCGGCACCGCCGCCGAAGAGCCCGUCAGCGUGAGUCUGACGGUCGAAGGCGGCGAGGAGGCCGUCCUGGCCGCAGUGGGAGAAACCCAGAAGUCCGUCGUCGUGGACGGCGACGGCCAGGUGGAGGUGCGGUUCAAACUCGAGGCCCUGGCGCUAGGGGAAGGGGCGUUCAACAUCACCGCAGAUGACGGCAAGGGCGCCAGCGACGCCCUUCGCCUGACGGUGCCCGUUCUCGGGCUCCAGGACGCCGUCACGGUGGCGACGUCUUUCGCCAUCCAGGCGUCGGAAGGCGAGGCUGCCCAGGCGACUGAGGGCCUGGACCUCCCCGCGGCGCUGCCCGGCACGGGCGGUCUCGAACUGCUGGCGGGCGUGGGGCGGCUGCCGGCGGUGCUCGCCAACGCGCGGCAGAUCAUGGAGGCCAAUGCCAA
This is a messenger RNA of Ostreobium quekettii, 1810 nucleotides long. Lineage: Eukaryota; Viridiplantae; Chlorophyta; Ulvophyceae; Bryopsidales; Ostreobiaceae. The record is from the annotation of a GenBank genome assembly.